AAGGCUAUGAAUUAUUACUAGAAACUAAGACUAUCCAAACAUUUCGCUUAAAUAGUUAAUUUCAUACGUUGAAUUUCCGCAGCACCUAAACUCUUCAUAAUUGUAGUUUAGUCCCACAAUUCCGCAAAUCUAAAUAUUUGAGUACUUAAUUGCACCACUGACACUAUCAUCAGCGGCUCCACAAUGUCUGGGUAGCCUACGGAAUUAUCACUUCAACCCUUUUCACCGCUAAAAGUGUAUUUUGAGCCACUGAUUAUCAAUUCAUUACUGCAAACUUCAGCUAAAGCUAAUCAACUAUGUAGCAGACCAGUAAUUACCAAUCGACGCAUUGAAGCUAUCUUUGGUAUCACCGAGGGUUCACACUCUUCACACACAAACAAUCAGCUCAUUCGUUUUCGAACUACUACAAGAAAAUGAUAUUCAAAGCAACCCCAGAGUUUGCCAUCGCCUUCACCAAAUUCACUUCGAUACUUGGCAGUUCUUGGCCUCACUACCAAGGAGCAAACAAGUUCCAGCUCAUUGUUUUCACUGUAAAAUGGUGGUUUUGUUGGAUCAUGUCAAUAAUGGCAUUUCUGCCGAUGUGCUACGCCGCGUACAACAAUACCAAUAAUAUAUUGAGUUUUACAAAGUCAUUGUGUGAUGCUGCCAAUUGUAGCCAAGCUUUCAUCAAAAUGUUUUUAUGCAAAAUACAUUUUCGAAAACUUCAGUUUCUUCUCUGUGAAAUGGAAGGACAUGUUGCUCAAGCAGGAAAUAAUGAAAGAGAUUUAUUCAUAAAUUACAUCAAAAGAUGUGGAAGAUUACACGUGACGAUAAUGAUGUCUGCUGUUUUUGCAGCAUUUGUGAUCAUUAUUUCGCCACUAAGUGCCCCACAGCCGUUUCCCAAUAUUGCUGAAUAUCCAUUCCCUGUGGAUGGACACCCAACUUUUGAGAUUAUCUACUUGCAACAAAGCAUAGCGACUAUCCAUUGCAUGUCAAUCCCAGUUUUUGACUGCCAAAUCGCUAUGUUGCUGUGGUACGCUGGUGCAAGGCUGGAAUUGUUGGGCGAAGAGUUUCAGAAUGUCACCAGCAACUACCAGUUCAUAGAUUGUGUCAGAAAACAUCAGUAUUUAUUGUGGUUCAUCGAAGAAAUUAUAACAAGUAGUCGUCAUAUUUUAGCAACGACGGUUGUUAUGUGCACGAUUGCUGUCAUCACCAGUGGAGUUCAUAUUGUUGGGAAUGAACCAGUGGCUGAUAAAGUACCCUUUGUUGUUUUGUCAAUGGGGUUAUCGGCGGUGUUGUAUCUUUGUGCAUGGCCAUCUGAGCAUCUUUCGCAAAUGUGUGAAAAUAUAGGGACUGCGCUAUACAAUUCUCCUUGGAUCAAAAAUUCAAAAGAAUUGAAUAAAAGUAUUUUCAUCGUAAUACAAAGAUCUCAAAAACCAGCGACCAUUGAAGUAGCCGGAGUUCUGCCUGUACUUUCGCUGCCUUACUACGCAACAUUUUUAUCAAAAACAUUUUCAUAUUUCACAACGCUGCGAGUAGUGUUGGAAAAAAUGGAAGGCUAAUUAAUCACUAGUUGCAAUUGUUAGAUAUUUGAUUUAUAAAAUACUGUUUAAUACAAUAUACUACAAAAGAAGCAGAAAUGUUAAUUAGAUUGACUAAAA
Cotesia glomerata is the source of this 1640-nucleotide messenger RNA. RefSeq names its product odorant receptor 30a-like. Gene Ontology annotation, molecular function: odorant binding; olfactory receptor activity. Gene Ontology annotation, biological process: sensory perception of smell; detection of chemical stimulus involved in sensory perception of smell. The transcript is spliced from 6 exons. Lineage: Eukaryota; Metazoa; Arthropoda; Insecta; Hymenoptera; Braconidae. Gene Ontology annotation, cellular component: plasma membrane. The record is from RefSeq and is a predicted model, not a curated record. The coding region runs from base 414 to 1541 and encodes 375 amino acids.